Lolium rigidum is the source of this 1153-nucleotide messenger RNA. Its product is annotated as cytochrome c oxidase subunit 2. The record is from RefSeq and is a predicted model, not a curated record. Gene Ontology annotation, cellular component: membrane. The coding region runs from base 331 to 1113 and encodes 260 amino acids. The transcript is spliced from 2 exons. Gene Ontology annotation, molecular function: cytochrome-c oxidase activity; copper ion binding. NCBI's taxonomy places the organism in Eukaryota, Viridiplantae, Streptophyta, Magnoliopsida, Poales, Poaceae. Gene Ontology annotation, biological process: ATP synthesis coupled electron transport.
GUAAUACUACAGACUGUGACCACAGGUCUGCUGGAUCGGCUGUUUGAUCAGAUAAGGGCGGGUUCGAUGCGUCACCUAAAGGGGUUAUUGACCACCCUUCGUGGCCUGCCUCUACUGAGUUCGGAAAUCAAAAGAAAGUCUCAUGUUGCUCCUCAGAAAACGCGUAUAGUGGCCUUCGUCGAUGGGACCUCCAGUGUAUGCGUUACAAGGCAACUAGCAUUUUGUCAUGGAAGUUCGUGAAAGAAUGUUCUUGUUUUUCGUUGGAAAAACCAACGCCGACGUCAAGAUCAGUCUCCUCGGGAGCAGAGCUGAAAAAGAUGGGAAAUUCCAAUGAUUCUUCGUUCAUUAGAAUGUCGAUUCCUCACAAUCGCUCUUUGUGAUGCUGCGGAACCAUGGCAAUUAGGAUCUCAAGACGCAGCAACACCUAUGAUGCAAGGAAUCAUUGACUUACAUCACGAUAUCUUUUUCUUCCUCAUUCUUAUUUUGGUUUUCGUAUCACGGAUGUUGGUUCGCGCUUUAUGGCAUUUCAACGAGCAAACUAAUCCAAUCCCGCAAAGGAUUGUUCAUGGAACUACUAUCGAAAUUAUUCGGACCAUAUUUCCAAGUGUCAUUCUUUUGUUCAUUGCUAUACCAUCGUUUGCUCUGUUAUACUCAAUGGACGGGGUAUUAGUAGAUCCAGCCAUUACUAUAAAAGCUAUUGGACAUCAAUGGUAUCGGACUUAUGAGUAUUCGGACUAUAACAGUUCCGAUGAACAGUCACUCACUUUUGACAGUUAUACGAUUCCAGAAGAUGAUCCAGAAUUGGGUCAAUCACGUUUAUUAGAAGUUGACAAUAGAGUGGUUGUACCAGCCAAAACUCAUCUACGUAUGAUUGUAACACCCGCUGAUGUACCUCAUAGUUGGGCUGUACCUUCCUCAGGUGUCAAAUGUGAUGCUGUACCUGGUCGUUCAAAUCUUACCUCCAUCUCGGUACAACGAGAAGGAGUUUACUAUGGUCAGUGCAGUGAGAUUCGUGGAACUAAUCAUGCCUUUACGCCAAUCGUCGUAGAAGCAGUGACUUUGAAAGAUUAUGCGGAUUGGGUAUCCAAUCAAUUAAUCCUCCAAACCAACUAAACCGGGGAAGCUGAAGCGGAAAUGCAAUUCUCGGGUGAGG